Molecule: messenger RNA, 378 nt
Organism: Trachymyrmex cornetzi
Lineage: Eukaryota; Metazoa; Arthropoda; Insecta; Hymenoptera; Formicidae
Product: zinc finger and BTB domain-containing protein 47
Exons: 2
Coding region: 1-378 (125 amino acids)
Biological process (GO): regulation of gene expression
Cellular component (GO): nucleus
Source: RefSeq, a predicted model, not a curated record
AUGAAAAUAUAUGCGGAUCAACCGGAGGAGUACGACGCCCUGUGGAUGUUGGAACGGAAGGCGCGCAGCAUUGGUCAAGAAAGCCAGGAUUCCCUUCCGUACUCGUCGUCGAAAGUACCCGAUACCUUAGGAUGUGGUGGCGAUUAUCCGGUUCAGAUGUAUAGCGGAGACUCCUACAUGCCGAUGAUACAGACGAUACAGACCCACUACGUUUGUACCGAUUGCGGCAAGAAAUAUAAAUGGUUAGACAGUCUGAAGAGGCAUCAAAGGGUGGACUGCGGCAAUAAGGAGAAAAAGUUCUCCUGUCACGUGUGUGACCGAAAGUUCAAGUAUCGAUAUGAACUACGGAAUCAUAUUACCGCGCAUCACUGCGGGUGA